AGAAACCAUAAGCAACAGUCAAACCAUAGAUAGACAAAUGUAAUUUUAUUAUUUUAUUCAUCUUGAUGUUCUUGAUGAAAAUAUUGUGUCAACAUGUCGGAUAAUGAAGACUUGUUGGCAGACGAUUUAGGGGACCAUAGCCUUGCAGAUUAUAACCUUGGCAAUGAAGAGGAGGAUCAACUCUUAGCUGAUGACUACGAAAGCGGUCCCCAGAACGUUCCAACAUCGAUUGAUCCAAACUACAAUGAUGGAAGUGAUAUUAGCUCUUCAGAAUUCUCAGGACAUGGCAUGCCAUACAUUCAACAACCAUAUCAACCUCCUGCAGAAGAAUGUGUGGUCCCCAACAUAACUGUAGAGGUGCCCAACAUUCCAGACAGACCCAUCCAGGACCGCUCCACUUAUGCCCCUUACGAGCCUCCUGUGUAUGAACCAGAGCAUGCUGUUGUACCACCUGCAAUUCCUGCAGCACCUAUUGAAUCUCCGCAAAUAGUGCCAUCAGAACUGAGUGUUACUGUCCCAAAUGGCGAGAACCGCGAACGGUUUUUAUCUGAGCGGCCUCCCGGUGCCCAGCGAACACCACAACUUCGUGAUAUUCCUGAUUCUCUAGACAAGGUGUUCGUCCCGCGCGGCGGGUACGGCGGCGCGCGCGGGCGCACGUCGUGGCGCAGCGCGCAGUUCCAGGCGCGCUUCCCGCCGCCCUACAACAACGCCUACCGCCGCCACAACCUGCACCGCGGCAAUUUCCUUCAACAACGUCCUUCAUUCCCUCCGCCGCAAGUCCGACCAACGCCUCCUCAAAUCAGACCUGAACCAAGGCCAGAACAAAUACGGCCAGAUAUUGGACCUGACCAAAUCAGACCACCUGUGAGACAUGAGCAAAUCCGCCCAGACAUUCGGCCCGAUAACAGGCCUAGACCUGAAAUGAGACCGGAACCCAUGCCACCCAUGGGACCAGAGAUUUCCCCAGAAAGACCAAUAAUCCAAGAACCAUUUAGGCCCAUGGAAAAUCGGCCUCCAUUCCAGAACUUUCAAAGAUUCCCAUUCAGGCCAAACAUGGAGGAGCCGCGUCCGAACUUCGGACCAAUAAGACCUAACUAUGAGCCCAGAUUCUUCCAGAGACCUCUAUUUAAUCCGAGACCAUUCGGCCCCCCAGUCAGAGAAGUCGUUCCUAACAGCCAACACAUGCCUCAGAUUACGAUUAGGCAACCGCUGCCAGGCUUGCCACUGCCCGCUAACGUACCUAAGCUGGAUGAAUUUGGGCCAAAACCGCCAGGAAGAGAACCCGAAGUGAGGAUGUUACCGGUCCAACUGCCGCCCACCUUGCCUGGAGCAUUGGCUGGGAAGAAAGUUCUUAUCAAUCCGCAUUUUAAAGGAAAUUUUCAACCUCCCGUUGAAGCCACGAUGCGUGCAGGGUUGGCGCUGCCCACGUACAUUCCCACGCGCAUUCAAAAGUCGCCACCCUUGAGCCCUACGCUGGAAAACAAAUUCGGUCCCAUCAAGGAUAUUGACGACGCCGCAGAGCGGUUCAUCGCGGAACAGAGAAACGCGCUGGCGCGGGCAGCCAAUAGAAAGUUCCCUAGGCGAUCUCCUCAAAGAUACAUAGAGAACACGACGAUAGAGAUCGAGAACGAGCUGGCUCCCGAAGCGAGCUCGUGGCGAGGCGACGACGACCUGCUGCGGCGCCAGGAGGAGUUCAUCAACGCCAACCGGCAGGGCCUGCGGCGCCGCAUGCGGUCCCCGACGCCGCCGCGCCGCUCGCCGCCGCCGCCGCCGCCGCGCCACAGCCCCGAGCGGCGCCGCGCCGACCGGCCCGAGCGCCCGGAGCGGCCCGAGCCGAGGCGCCCGCCUGACGAGGUAAUACAUACAUACAUGCGGUCUCCGACGCCGCCGCCGCGCCACAGCCCCGAGCGGCGCCGCGCCGACCGGCCCGAGCGCCCGGAGCGGCCCGAGCCGAGGCGCCCGCCUGACGAGGUAAUACAUACAUACAUGCGGUCUCCGACGCCGCCGCCGCGCCACAGCCCCGAGCGGCGCCGCGCCGACCGGCCCGAGCGCCCGGAGCGGCCCGAGCCGAGGCGCCCGCCUGACGAGGUAAUACAUACAUACAUGCGGUCUCCGACGCCGCCGCCGCGCCACAGCCCCGAGCGGCGCCGCGCCGACCGGCCCGAGCGCCCGGAGCGGCCCGAGCCGAGGCGCCCGCCUGACGAGGUAAUACAUACAUACAUGCGGUCUCCGACGCCGCCGCCGCGCCACAGCCCCGAGCGGCGCCGCGCCGACCGGCCCGAGCCGAGGCGCCCGCCUGACGAGGUAAUACAUACAUACAUGCGGUCUCCGACGCCGCCGCCGCGCCACAGCCCCGAGCGGCGCCGCGCCGACCGGCCCGAGCCGAGGCGCCCGCCUGACGAGGUAAUACAUACAUACAUGCGGUCUCCGACGCCGCCGCCGCGCCACAGCCCCGAGCGGCGCCGCCCCGACCGGCCCGAGCGCCCGGAGCGGCCCGAGCCGAGGCGCCCGCCUGACGAGGUAAUACAUACAUACAUGCGGUCUCCGACGCCGCCGCCGCGCCACAGCCCCGAGCGGCGCCGCGCCGACCGGCCCAAGCCGAGGCGCCCGCCUGACGAGGUAAUACAUACAUACAUGCGGUCUCCGACGCCGCCGCCGCGCCACAGCCCCGAGCGGCGCCGCGCCGACCGGCCCGAGCCGAGGCGCCCGCCUGACGAGGUAAUACAUACAUACAUGCGGUCUCCGACGCCGCCGCCGCGCCACAGCCCCGAGCGGCGCCGCGCCGACCGGCCCGAGCGCCCGGAGCGGCCCGAGCCGAGGCGCCCGCCUGACGAGGUAAUACAUACAUACAUGCGGUCUCCGACGCCGCCGCCGCGCCACAGCCCCGAGCGGCGCCGCGCCGACCGGCCCGAGCGCCCGGAGCGGCCCGAGCCGAGGCGCCCGCCUGACGAGGAGAGCGAAUACCGGCGGCGCGUGCGCGAGCAGGAGAGCCUGCGCGAGCGCGUGCUGCGCGCCAAGGAGGUGCGCCGCAGGAAGAACGCCGUGCAGCUGCAUAAGCAGCUGCAGGACAAAGAGCGCGAACGCAACGAAACCAAAGAUCCCAAGCCUGAUCCGACGCCAGAAAGUAAACCUGUUGCUUCCCCCGACAAACCUUCAACUACCAGCCCAGAGCUAGAUAAACCUGAUACGACACGGUCUUCCCCGGAAAGGAAGGAAAAAUCUGAAGUUGUGAAGAGAGACCGGUCUCCAGUGAAGGAGGAAGAGGCGGAAGUCAAUUCCACUUGCGAAAACCUGACGCCACCUUGCGCGUCGCCCUCGCGCGCCCUGACACCGCCGCUGCCCGCCCUCAGCAGGGAGCUGCCCGCCCUCAGCAGGGAGCUGCCCGCCCUCAGCAGGGAGCUGCCCGCCCUCAGCAGGGAGCUGCCCGCCCUCAGCAGGGAGCGGCGCUGCAGCGAGGACGACGACCUCGCCUUCCUGCUCGGCGACAUCGACGACAUGCUCAGCGACGACGAGGACAGCGGCCGCUUCAAGGAGAAACCUAACAAAGAGGAGGUAGCCCCGCCCAAGCCGGCGCUGGACCUGCGCUCCAAGCUGCCGCCGCGCCCGCCGCGCCAGAAGAUCGUCUUCGACGACGACAAGCCCAAGAAGAGGAGAGAAAAAUCUUCUCCAGCUAAGAAACCGACUGUGACAAGCUCUACCAAAAUCGAUACUGAGAUUCCUCAGAAAAAAGUUGUUAAGCCGAAACAAACGAUGGAUCCGAGUACGAACAAAUCUCGACAAAGAAUAAUAUUUGAAAACAAAGAGCUUGAAAAAGAAAAAGAGGAGGACAAAUCCAAGGCAUUCACGCGCCGCGUCGUCCUACAGCGUAAAGUGACACAGAGUAAAGAGAAGUCCGUGUUCUCGCGCAUCGAGGUGAACGACCCCAGCAAGCCCAACCCGGGCAUCUUCAGCCGCGCCGUGCGCACCGCCAUCGGCUCCGACAAGCCGCGCAUCGUGCUCAAGCGCGACGAGCCCGAGAUCGAGUACGACAGCGGCUCCGACGACGAGCGCCUGCUCGACCAGCACGGCGGCCUCGUCGCCGCCGUCUCCAACCUGCCGCACGGCAUGACCGACACCAGGUUGAAGACGUUGGCGGGCAGUGACGUGCAGAGCUUAAUUUUGGACAAGGAAGAUCGCAGCGCCAAGAUCACUUUCAAGAGCACCGUGGCGGCCGGCGCCUUCCGCAAGAAGUUCAACAACAAAAUGGUGGCCGCCAGCCGCCUUACCGUCACCUUGCUUUAGUCACACUACUUCUUACCUUAUUUCAAUACAUUAUAUGCUAUUUUGACAUUUAAUUGCGAAGUUUGAUUGUAUUCUAGAAUUAAUUAAAUCAUUUAAUAAAAACUAUUUAGAGGCACAACUAUUUCAAUCAGUUGUACCUAUCUAAAUGUCACCUAGAUGUAUCUAACAUAAUAUUGAUUUUAAGAUAGUAGGACGUAGGUUCUUCUUUUUAUCAGAUAUAUAUAUUUUUCAGAUAUAUGUAACACUUUAACACCAAAGUGAGAUGUGCUGUAAAAUAAAAUAACAUUUUUAAGAAACCUUUAAUAAAAGAAUGUAUGUACCUAGUAAAAAAAAUAUUUUUAUGUAAAUUGUUAUUUACGUCUGCUUUUACCAAACCCAACACUGACUUGGAAUCAAUUUUUGAAGUGUAUACUGAAAUUCAUUACAUGGUCAUAUUAUAACGUUGUAUGUCAUAUUAUAACCAUUUUAGUAUUCGAAAGAAUAUAUAUAAUAGAAUGAAUAGUAAAAACAUUAAUAUUCGUCAACAACGCCCAACAGACAGAUUUUGUAAAAUUAAGCCUUAGGGCAAUCUAAUUCCAAUAAACUUUUGGGUUAUUACUGACGUCUGAUGAAACAUUAUAGACAUUUUUUUAUUAGUUCCUAGAUCAUUGUAGUAUUAUCGCAUUUUUUGUCUUUGCGAAAAUUAUGGCACACAAGUAUAGUACAUUACUACAAUUCAUCUGUUUUGCAUAAGUGUGCGAUUAAAACACAAAUACUAAUAAGAGGUUAGGCCUCAUUACGUGGCUUUUGGUGACGCAUAGCUUAAUUGUGUCAUGUUACAUUGUUAUAAGGCAUGUAUGUUGUCCAACUCAAAUCAUGAAAAAAAUGUAUGUUUUGCAUAUUUUAUGGUCUAAUUUCCUACUGUAUUGUACAUAUCUUAAUGUAGGUAAAUUACCUCUAGUUUAUGAUUGACAGGUGUUUUUAUCCAUUAGAUUUCCAGUCUUAGUGCAUACUUAACAAGGUCGAUAUUUAUAACCCAUUGCCCAAUAGUUUGAGGCUUGUAAUAUGACGCCAAAUUUUUUUCUGCCUAAAUAUACUUAAAUCGUGUGUCAAUCGCAAAUUAGUUGUAACCAAGUUAUACAUGUACCAUUCAUUCAGUAAGAAUAUAUUUGAAUUUCUAUGUUAAUGUAUAGAAUACGAGUUUGUUUCAUAAGAUUUAGCGAAUCUAUUUUUUCAUAGCUAUCUGCACACCAAUAAGUAAAUCGUAUUCGGUCUCAAAAUAAAUACUAAAUUUGUAUUAGUAACUCAAACUAGGUCUAUUCCUUUCUUACCAAUUUAUUAAAGGGCAUAGCUAUUUUUAUUUGACAAAUGUUAUUUCUCAGUCUCAGUCCGAAUAUAAAAGUAACAUAAAUAAAGUUUAUUUAGAUGACUAUAAUUAUUUGUGCAAAAUUAUUUAUUAGUUUAUAGUUCAUACAAUAAUUUGUUGUAUCUAGUUUAACAAAAAUAUUAACAAAAAAUGGUUAACACUUAAAAUAAAUAGUGAGUAUUGUGUUUGUAUCUGUUACAUAAAUUGUAUAUCAAUCAUGACACUUAAGAAUAGUUGCUGUGCCUCGUUAUGUUUUGCUAUGAAGUUUAGCAACAAUACACAUUAUAAUUUAUAUUUUGGAUACCAUCAUUUCGUUAAUUCAGUGUGAAGAUGAAAGUUGCAUUUAUAAAAAAAGUUUACAACGUGUCUCUGUUUCUGGGCACAACUACAAAAUGUCAGUGAAUGUAGGAAGAACGAUAUUGAUUCCGUAUUAUUCCAGCAAUUACCUAAUCACUUUAGCACGGCUGCUGUGGAUUUUUAAUAAGCACCACGCUUGUUUUCGUUGCAACGACUACUGUAGUCUGUGUUACUGCGUUAAUACAAGUACUAUAUUCGAUUUAUCAAUUAAUUGAUAAAACGUUACAUAGAGUUUUAUUGAUUGCAUGAUUUGUCCAAAGGCUUACGUUGUAUACCUCAUUCAAUUAACCCUUUACCAGGCCGCACAAAUCUACAAGGUUUUCCCAAGAAAUCCAAAUAUAUUCCAAUUAAUCCAGGUUUGAUGAUUCAUUUGAAGACAAGUAACAUUUCCUGAAAGUGUAAUCUAAUUUGAACCUUAAAUCGGAAUGCUUAAGUUGAAAUUCUAAUGGCGCGUGUGUGGUCGAUAAAUCGUACUAUGCCUGGAAAAGGGUUAACUGUCAACAGAACGUGCAAUUAGCUAUUUUUAUAUAAUUUAGUUUGCAGGGACUAUUCGACUUUAGUUUAAUGUCAAUAUGUUAGAUUUUAAGACGUUUGAUUUUGUUGUAAAGCAUUAUGAAAAUGCAAGUUUUUAAUGUAAGUUUAAAAUAUAUCUUGCUGUGAGGAGACAGACAAAGAACAUUUGUGUCAACACGAAGUUAGUGUUGCAUUAGGCGUACAGAUGUAAUACAUAGUUGCUUCCACAUGUAACCGCUGUUCAAUAAACCAGUAUGUUCA
Molecule: messenger RNA, 6757 nt
Organism: Cydia pomonella (codling moth)
Lineage: Eukaryota; Metazoa; Arthropoda; Insecta; Lepidoptera; Tortricidae
Product: serine/arginine repetitive matrix protein 1-like
Exons: 19
Coding region: 94-4281 (1395 amino acids)
Source: RefSeq, a predicted model, not a curated record